Messenger RNA from Athalia rosae (coleseed sawfly), 1634 nucleotides. Its product is annotated as farnesol dehydrogenase-like. The record is from RefSeq and is a predicted model, not a curated record. The coding region runs from base 464 to 1453 and encodes 329 amino acids. Lineage: Eukaryota; Metazoa; Arthropoda; Insecta; Hymenoptera; Athaliidae. The transcript has 6 exons.
AAAAUGGAUUCGAUGAAUUCCUUUCGAAUAAGUAGGGUGAUAAGAUUGUCGCUCCGUAGAAACGAGUGACAGGACGCUCACUUGACCAUCGCUAAAAUACUUUUACUCACCGGUAUCUGCAUUUCGAUUUAUUUCGUUUUUUGGUGGUGGAAAGAAUUAUUUUUCGUUAUCACUCCAUAGCCAAGGUUGCCUCGACAUCAUGGAUUUCACUUGAAAGUGUGGGUUUUAAAUUUACGAUAGAACAAUAUAUUAUUAUUUGUCAUUCGAAUUGACAUGCGGUGGGCAUAUUUCGUGCAAAAAUUGACAAACAACUUGUUUCAGACGUCGUUGCGUCGAGACGAUCGUACGUUCGACUAUAAAUAAAAUUAAAAGUGUAAAAUUGUAGCAAAGGUAAUUGUUGAAAAGAUGGAAAAGGCUGCUUCGUAAAGGCUCGACCGACCUGAACUAUUCUGUAGUAGAAAUAAUGGAAAAUAUAAUAGAAUAUAAUAGUAUUAUAAUAAUGCAGAAAUCAAUCUCUGCGGUCUUCAUCUUCAUCGCUCUAGUAUUCGCCCCAGCUGGCUCGGCUCAUCCUGCGGCAAACGAACCAGGUAUCAACGUAAUCAAAUUUCGUCAGGUGCAGGACGAUUUGAGUGAUAUGGCUUUCGUUUCGAUUGAUCGAAAUUCGUCAGGAGGUGAAAUAAAUUUGUUGGAAAAUUGGGCAGGCAAGGUAGUAGUGGUGACUGGAGCUUCGGCGGGGAUAGGCGAAGGAAUAGUGAAAUAUUUAGUCAGAUCAGGAUUGACGGUUGUAGGACUCGCCAGAAGAAAAGCGAAACUGGAGGAGAUCGAACAAAGUUUAGCGAACGCCAAGGGAAAAUUCUACUUUAUCCAGACCGACGUUUCUCAAGAAGAUGAGGUCGAGAAAGCGUUUAAGUGGAUCAGAAAUAAUUUAGGAAAUGUUCACGCCUUGGUAAAUAAUGUCAAAACCGCUGUCGUUGGAACAAUACUUGAGGUCGAUAACGACGCAUUGAGAACCACGUUCAGGACCAACGUGAUGGGAUUAAUUUACUGUACUAAAGAAACCGUGAAAAUUAUGAGGGAGAAGAAAAUCGAGGGAACGAUAAUCAAUAUGAACGAUGUCAUGGGGCAUCGUAUCUACGAUAUGCCUUCCAUUCCGCUCAACGUUUACCCUGCGACUAAAUACGCAGUAACUGCACUUACUGAGAUAUUUCAGAACGAGAUGGAAAAUGCUAAUUUAAAUAUUAGGGUGACGAGCCUCAGUCCAGGUUUGACUACAACUAGUUUUGGAAUACCUUCCGGUGUAUUUAGACACGAUAAAGUCGAAUUGCCCUAUCCACGUUUGGAGCCCGAAAAUAUCGCCCAUAUCGUCGGUUACAUUCUUUCGUUACCUCAAACCGUCCAGGUCAGUGAGAUGACCGUCAGACCGCUUCGAAAAUUUCUUGACGGUAAUAAUUAGGAUAAUUAGGAUUUUCAUGAAUAAUACAUAUUUUAUUUUUCGUUUCCUUUUAAUUGUUCCAAGAAAAUUGUAAGCAUAUUAUAAUAUAGCUGGCGAUGGUAGUCGUCAUCUGCGAAAUGACAGACAAUUAAUAUUUCAACGCGAUUAUGCUAUCGAAAAUAAGAAGUGAUGAAUUAAUUAA